This is a messenger RNA of Durio zibethinus, 1351 nucleotides long. RefSeq names its product 3-isopropylmalate dehydrogenase 2, chloroplastic-like. Gene Ontology annotation, biological process: L-leucine biosynthetic process. NCBI's taxonomy places the organism in Eukaryota, Viridiplantae, Streptophyta, Magnoliopsida, Malvales, Malvaceae. The record is from RefSeq and is a predicted model, not a curated record. Gene Ontology annotation, molecular function: NAD binding; 3-isopropylmalate dehydrogenase activity; magnesium ion binding.
UUAAGAAGAAAAGGCGAAACUGUCUAAGCUGUGCACCCAAAGUUGACUGCUCUGCAAGAGUGCUCUGUUUACUCUUAUUUUUGCUUCUCUUAUCCACCAAAUGGCGGCUUCUAUUCAGCUACAUGCCCGGUCCAUCAAAGCUCCGUUCAAUCUAAAACCCGUUGCCAAACAGUCUCUCAAACCGAGCAGGAUCAGUUGCGCCGCCGCUGUCGCCAAACCAACCACACGCUACAGCAUCACUCUCCUUCCCGGCGAUGGUAUCGGCCCUGAAGUCAUCUCCGUCGCCAAAACCGUCCUCAAACUCGCUGGCUCCCUCGAAGGGAUUGAAUUUAGCUUCCAACAGAUGCCGAUGGGUGGAGCUGCUUUGGAUUUGACUGGAGUUCCAUUGCCUGAGGAAACCCUUUCAGCAGCACAAAGAGCUGAUGCCAUUCUCCUUGGAGCAAUUGGAGGGUAUAAGUGGGAUAAAAAUGAAAAACACUUGAAGCCAGAGACUGGUCUACUUCAGCUUAGAGAAGGACUUAAAGUCUUCGCAAAUUUGAGGCCUGCUACUGUUUUACCACAGUUAGUGGACUCUUCAACUUUGAAGAAAGAUGUUGCUGAGGGUGUUGACCUUAUGGUUGUAAGGGAGCUUACUGGAGGUAUUUAUUUUGGAAAACCAAGGGGAUUUGGUACUAAUGAAAAGGGUGAGGAUAUUGGCUUCAACACUGAGGUGUAUGCUACUCAUGAGAUUGAUCGAAUUGCUCGUAUUGCUUUUGAGAUUGCUCGGAAGCGGCGUGGACAACUCUGUUCUGUUGACAAAGCUAAUGUUUUGGAGGCAUCAAUGUUUUGGAGGAAAAGAGUUACGGCAAUUGCUUCUGAAUAUCCUGACGUUGAGCUCUCACACAUGUAUGUUGACAAUGCAGCAAUGCAGCUUGUUCGCUACCCAAAACAGUUUGAUACAAUUGUGACCAACAACAUAUUUGGUGAUAUUUUGUCUGAUGAGGCUUCAAUGAUCACUGGAAGCAUAGGGAUGCUUCCAUCUGCUAGUCUUGGUGAAUCAGGACCUGGACUAUUUGAGCCUAUUCAUGGUUCUGCUCCUGAUAUUGCUGGACAGGACAAGGCAAACCCGCUUGCAACAAUUCUCAGUGCUGCAAUGCUUUUGAAGUAUGGCCUAGGUGAAGCAAAUGCUGCAAAGAGAAUUGAGAAUGCAGUUCUGGAUACUCUUAAUAGGGGUUUCCGAACAGGCGAUAUAUAUUCUGCUGGAAACAAACUAGUCGGCUGCAAGGAGAUGGGUGAGGAAGUACUGAAAUCAGUUGGCUCCUCAGUUGCAGCUGCUAUCUGAAUCAAAAACGGCUGAGUACCAAUACAGGAG